Messenger RNA from Portunus trituberculatus (swimming crab), 5613 nucleotides. It is a transcript of the gene AcCoAS, whose product is annotated as acetyl-coenzyme A synthetase, cytoplasmic-like. The record is from RefSeq and is a predicted model, not a curated record. Lineage: Eukaryota; Metazoa; Arthropoda; Malacostraca; Decapoda; Portunidae. Gene Ontology annotation, molecular function: acetyl-CoA synthetase activity. The transcript has 13 exons. The coding region runs from base 81 to 2147 and encodes 688 amino acids. Gene Ontology annotation, biological process: acetyl-CoA biosynthetic process.
GAGCCUCUCACUGAGCUAGCGCCUGGCAGAAGCGUCAGUUGGUGCUUGGCAGCCGGGAAGGGUGUAUAGUGUUCGCCACAAUGCCGAUGGAAACGGCCAACAUGUUCAAUCCUGCCUCCAAAGUAUCCAAAAUAUCUCACUGCUCUUCUAUGGAGCAGUACAAGCAGAUGCACGACAAAUCCCUCAAAGAUCCCGAAGCAUUCUGGGGGGAGAUAACCAAGGAGUUCCAUUUCGAGGAGAAGGUGAAGGGCAAGUUCCUCGACUACAAUUUUGACAUAACGAAGGGAAAAAUAUUCGUGCGCUGGUUAGAAGGAGCCAAGACCAACAUUUGCUACAACUGUCUGGAUCGUCAUGUCCUGGCCGGCAAGGGGGACCAGGUCGCUUUCUACUGGGAAGGGAACGACCCUGCUGAUGCCGAAGUGGUAACCUACGGAGAGCUGCUGAAGGAUGUAUGUCGUGUGGCCAACGUGUUGAAGGCGAAGGGUGUGGCCAAGGGGGACCGAGUGGCCAUCUACAUGCCCAUGGUGAAGCACCUGGUGGUGGCCAUGCUUGCCGUGGCCAGGAUAGGGGCCGUUCACUCCAUUGUGUUUGGUGGAUACUCUGCUGACAGUUUGGCUGACCGCAUGAUGGAUGCUCAAGCCUCUGUGCUCAUUACUGCUGAUGCUGUGUGGAGAGGACCCAAGCUCAUUGCCCUUAAAGAAAUUGCUGAUGAUGCACUCAAGCUGUGCAGUGCCAAGGACUUGAAGGUGAAGAUGAACCUGGUGGUGCAACACAUGAACAAAGUUACAGCUCCUCAGCCUGCAUCCAAUGGCACAGCAGCUAAUGGCAAUGUGGCCAAGAAGACCCACUUUGAUGACAAGGGCAACUUUAAGGUGAACUGGGAUCCCUCGGUGGACGUGUGGUGGCAUGAGGCGUUGUCUACAGUGAGCAGCGAGUGCGACCCAGUCUGGAUGGACACUGAGGAUCCACUCUUCAUGCUCUACACCAGUGGCAGCACAGGCAAGCCCAAGGGGGUGCAGCACACCAUUGGAGGCUACAUGCUGUACACUGCCACCACCUUCAAGUACUCCUUUGAUUACCACCAGGGAGAUGUUUACUUUUGCACUGCAGACAUUGGCUGGAUCACGGGCCACUCUUAUGUCACCUAUGGUCCAUUGUUAAAUGGAGCCACAUCCGUCCUGUUUGAGGGUGUGCCCACGUAUCCUCACACUGGUCGAUUCUGGGAAAUCAUUGAGAAAUACAAAGUAAGCAAGUUCUACACGGCUCCCACAGCUAUAAGAGCUCUCAUGAAGUUUGGAGAUGAACCUGUGAAAAAGUAUGACCUGUCAAGCCUGGCAGUGCUAGGAAGUGUUGGAGAGCCCAUCAAUCCUGAAGCAUGGCUGUGGUACUAUCGUGUGGUUGGUGAUAGUAAUGUCUCCAUUGUGGACACUUUUUGGCAAACAGAAACUGGAGGCCAUGUUAUCACUCCCCUUCCUGGAGCUACACCCUGCAAGCCAGGAUCUGCUUGUUUCCCAUUCUUUGGUGUGGAUGUCGCUCUGCUGGAUGAGGAGGGUCGAGAGAUUAAGGGCGAGGGUGAAGGCUAUUUAGUGUUCUGCCGACCUUGGCCAGGCAUGAUGCGCACUGUGUAUGGCAACCACGAGCGCUUUGAAACUACUUACUUCAAAAAGUUCCCUGGAUUCUACUGCACUGGAGAUGGUGCAAGAAGGGACAGUGAUGGCUACAUCUGGGUGACUGGAAGGAUUGAUGAUAUGUUGAAUGUCUCAGGCCACCUCUUGUCUACAGCACAGGUUGAGAGCUCACUAGUCGAGCACCCAUCUGUGGCAGAAGCAGCUGCAGUGGCACGACCUCACAGCAUCAAAGGAGAGUGUCUUUACUGCUUUGUGACACUCACUGAGGGCAACAGCUUUGAAGACAAACUAAUUGCAGAACUCAAGAAUAAAGUUCGAUCUAAGAUUGGAGCAUUUGCCUCACCAGACUUUAUUCAGCUUGCACCAGGUCUACCCAAGACUAGGUCUGGUAAAAUUAUGAGGAGAGUGCUGCGCAAGAUAGCAGUUGGAGAUAAGGACUUUGGGGAUAUCUCUACAUUGGCUGAUCCAAGUAUUGUUGAAAAGCUUUUUGAACUUAGACCCAAGGAGAGCAAAAAGUAGAUUGUCAGACAAUAGACACUGUCUGAGAUUGAUUUAUAUUUUGAGUAUAAUUUGUAUUGAAUUGCAGGGUACUUCAAAUAUUUUGUCAUUUUUGUUUGGUGAAAUUGAAUAGAGUAAUCAAACAAUUGUCAAUGUUUGUCAAAUCAUGUAAUACUCUACCAACAUAUCCCGUAUGCAACACCAGUGUUCUAAGCCACAUUGAAUGGGGCUUGCUGGUGUUCUCAGUGGGCUAAAGUUCUCACAACUAAAGGUUCCGUGAUACCAGAUAGGUACCAUGUAAGUUAAGUAUCUGUUGUGGUUGUGGAAAUAGUUUACUUUUCUUGUGGGGGUCUUUAAUUAACAGUAUUCUUCAGUCAGUUUGAAAUUUUGUACAGGUGUUUUAGACAAACAUUUCAUUGAUGCUGUCUUGGAAUUGCGGCAGCUGUUUAUCAUUCCUUUCUUUUAUAGUGUUGAAUGUCAUAUGAUGACAUCAUUGAAAUAAAGUUAUUUUUAUAUUUUGAUGUUUUAUCUUGUUCACUUUACUAUUAUAAUACUGCUAAUUUGCUUUUAUUGUUUACUUUGAUGACAGUUACGGAAAUGAACAAUGACUCAAAUGUGACUCCUACAUACAUAAUGAAUUAUCAUUAAUGGAUAUAAAAUAUAUCAUGUUGCCUUCAUCUACACAUACUUUCCCUGUGUGGAAAGUAAGUUUGGGUGAGUGUUCCUAGAAAUAUAGAUUCUGUUAUGGCCUUCCUGAAGAUGUCUCUCUCAGGUUUAAAGUGAGUGUGGGAUCUUGGUGGAACAAGCCCGUCCAGAGGCAGCAACAGAAAUAAAUGAACUGGGUACUGAAGAACUAAUCAAUGGGACAACUCUGUCCAAUUUUGAGGUGGCAGGUAGUGACAGUUGAUAUGUAAGAAAAGACAUGAGAUGAGACCCUGAGCCAAGAUCUAAAAAGGUAAAGAAAAUGAAGAAAUUACACAAGAAUGUAGUUUGGUGAGCUGCCACAUUGACUGAAAUUAGCCUAUAUACAGUAAGCAUGAAGCUUGACUUUCAGUGAUGGUGAUAAUGAACAAUGGUACUUACAAAUGGAUUUCACUGGGGUAAAACUUUACUAUCAAGUUCAUGCCCUAAUGAAAAUAUGUAAUAUUCAAAAUUAUACAAGUAAUGAUCUUAAGUUAGUGAAAAAUACUUAUUAUUUUCUUCAAUACUUAUUUGUUUUGUAAAUGGUAUAAUGAGACCAAAGUAUCUUCUCAGAUAUGGAAUUGAUCAAUAUUACUUUAACUGCUGCAUAACUAGUUCAUCAAGGAGUCUUGGCUUUAAAGGCAUGAUUGCUAAGAGCAAGUAGUUUCCCUGUGUCAUAGGACUACAUGAAAACUUUACAAUUUAGUUUUCUUUUUAGAGUUUUAUUGUUGAGAACAGAACUGAGAUGAUGUUGACAGGUUCACUGAAAAAUGUCCUCUAUGACUGAAGUAUCAAAUUGCAAAUGCAUAUUGAAAAUAAAACUGAUCUUAGAGCACUGCCCUGUAGACAAAAAUGACAAGACUAUUUAUUAUUUCUAGAAACACAAUUAAGUCUUAUACAAAUAUCAAAAUUAACCCACAUAAACUAUACUUUGUGAGCUUUGUGUUAUGUUGGGAGUUGUUACAAAGUUGUAAUGAGUCUAGUCACAGUGAAAGUGGCCAGGAUCAAUAGUAUUUUCUAUUGAAUACAUUAAAGAAAAAUAUUUUGGCUAUGCAAAUUUCUUUUACUUUUCUUUUAUAAUGCCUUACAAUCUAUAAUGACCACCAGUAUUUGUAAAAUGUUGACUCAAUUGAUUCCUGCUACCUUAACUGUUUUAUGAAAUGAAUGAGCUCAAAAUAAGAUACUACUUGUAUAUGAUACUAAUGUGAGAUCAGUGAGGUGUGAGCCACUUUCCACUCUAGUCAUGUCCUUUUUGGAAAAGUAGCAAUGAUAAUUUCUGCAUAAAAGACAAACCAUGAUAAUACAUAAAUCUAAUACAUAAAUCUUAUGAACGUGUGAGGUGUGAUAUAUGAAUUAAGGGCAAGAAAUUUAUUGAAAUGUUCACUAAAGUGUACUUCUUUUGCCUGAGAAUUGUCUGGUUGUCUAUCAAAUGUUUAUGAAGAAUUAUUGUUCUAGGUAUUGUUGAAGUUAUUGAAUGAAACUACUUGUUAAAUGUUAUGUUAUGCCUGAUAUGUUAGUCACUGUUGCUAAAGGUCCUGUGACAAAGUGUUUUGUUCUUAAAAGGUUUUGAACAUAGUAAUUGAUAUCUUAUAAAAAAAUGUUGAAUGAUAUUGGUGUGGGAAGAAAAUAUUCUGAAAUAAAAAAGGAGAAAAAUCCUUCAAAUUUUCAGAAGAGUGAAAAAGAGCAACAGCAUGACAUAGUGACAUAACAAAUUCAAUGGUUAAUCUCUAAUUGUCAGUCUUGUGAUCUGCACUUUUGCCUCCCAAAGUGUGUAUGUACACAGCAGCAGCUUCUAGCUUGUGAAAAGUCAUGUGACCUGUCUUGGUAUGCUGGUAUUGCACAGUAUACAGAAUCUGGAUACUUAUUUAAUUUCCACUAUCAUGUCCAGAAAUUGGUAUUAUACUAUCGGAAUGAAGAUGGUUUUCAUUUAGAUUUUUGUAGAGCAUGUGAUUGUUUUUGUCACAGGAUUGUGUUUCUUGGCAUUAAAGUCUAAAUGAAUAGAAGAAUCAAUCUUUGAUUUGGUACUAUGACAUUGUAUUAGAAAUCAGGACAGAGAACAUAUUAUACGGUGAUGUAAGGCAAAGUGAUACUUAUGCAUGUGACCAUAUCAUUUUGUUGGGUUAAGAGCUUCCUUGUUAGAACUGGCUUUAAACUGCAUACAACAAAGAUUAAUGUUUUAUGUGCAAUGACUAAGUAAAGAGAGAGGAAGAAAUAAGUGAACAGUGCACAUUUUGGGAGGUUAGCCAGUAGGGACCUGCACUCAAUAGAAAAACAAAAUGGACUGAAGAAAAAGAGAAUUUGUGUAAGUGUUGUAGAAAUAUGUAUUUAUUGAAUGGCUCUAACUGUACUGAAAUAUUUUUUGCACAUUGAAGUUAGAUUUGCACUGUAGAAUAAUAUCAUAGCUGAGAUGUGUGGAUGGGGAUUCAAUCAUUUUAUUUCGCAAGCAGAAAUUAGUUGUCUUAUUCGUAGUAAACAAUAUCAGAUGUAAAUUUGGUUAACCAAUGUCUAAAUAUUUGUGGGUUUGGCUGUGUUUAUUUGAAAGGUAUUUAAGUAAAAACUACAUAAUUUAGAAUGUUUUGAGUACAUUUUUUGUUAAGGGAUAUGACCUGUACUUGGAACUGAAUAAGUCUACUAGUUACAGUGGAAGAAAAUCCAACAUAUCAUUUAUACUGAAUGUUAUUUCUCACAUUCCAGUGUCUUGCUUCUGAUUUUUUUUAUAUACUACAUGGAUUACUAUGUACUUUUUUAUUUAUUAUUUUUCUUAAUUUUUUUGAAAUUAAAUAAGAGUGAAUCAGAAUGUGUAUGA